Molecule: messenger RNA, 2172 nt
Organism: Sander lucioperca (pikeperch)
Lineage: Eukaryota; Metazoa; Chordata; Actinopteri; Perciformes; Percidae
Gene: cxcl12a
Product: chemokine (C-X-C motif) ligand 12a (stromal cell-derived factor 1)
Exons: 4
Coding region: 122-418 (98 amino acids)
Biological process (GO): induction of positive chemotaxis; positive regulation of cell migration; immune response
Cellular component (GO): extracellular region
Molecular function (GO): chemoattractant activity; chemokine activity
Source: RefSeq, a predicted model, not a curated record
UUUUUGUAGCUGGCUUGACGCUGGUGAGUAUUUUAUUUAACACUCCGGCACAGUCCCGUCUGUCACAAUUCCUCUGGACUUUACUUUGAGCAGGAUCAAAUCUCGUUGGCAUUAUCGCAGAAUGGAUAUGAAGCUGUUGGCAGUCGUAGCUGCGCUCACGGUGGUGAUAUAUGCGCCUCCAACACAAGCAAAGCCCAUCAGUCUGGUGGAGAGAUGCUACUGUCGUUCAACAGUCAACAACCUCCCACGAGGCUACAUUCGAGAGCUCAGGUUCAUCCACACGCCCAACUGCCCCUUCCAAGUGAUUGCCAAGCUGAAGACAAACAAAGAAGUGUGUGUGAACCCAGAGAUCCGGUGGCUGCAGCAGUACCUGAAGAACGCCAUCAACAAGAUGAAGAAAUCCAAGCAGGAUAACUAAAAACUCCGGCAGAGAUCCUCCUAAGCCAUCACUGAGGGUUUGAACCAUCACAGCUAUGUAACAUGUGAUAUGAGAUCAUCUGGUAUGUUAAACAGCACUUAUCACGGCUGCCACGCUGCGGCCUUUUGCAUGGAAUGAACCUACAACGCUUCAUCAUGAACACCAUCCACCAGCCUUGUCGCAGUCUUCACCAUCACCCCUCUCACCACUUAUAGAGAUUGUAGAUGUUAUUAGUGCAAAGUGCAAUUAUAUCUGUGUGUGUAUGUCUUUCUAACUAUAAUGUUUAUACUUUUUUUGUUAAUGGACAUCAACAGUAAAGAGCUAUUUUUUUGGAGAUUUCCCGUCCUUCUGGCCUCUCUGUCAUUUAGGAAAAAGGAUCGACCACGGGGUCAAAGUGUUUAAAGGGGGGAGAUGUAGGUCAGUGGGAGAAUUUUCUCCACAACAAACACAAGUUACCAUCCCACUUGCAAGUAGCAGAGUCUUUUCAUCUGCUAAAUAAGCAGAAUACAGAUUGAUUAACCUUAAUCCGAAACAUGGGAUCUGCUUAUCCUAAUCAUCUCUGAUUUUAAAUUGUACAAAAUGAACAACAGUGUAUAGUUUCUCUUCUAAAAAACAAGCAGAGUCGUAUUUCAUGUUUCAAGUUAAUUAGCACCGUGGAAUUUCAAUGGGUGCCAGCUACCCCCAGACUGAAUAUAAGAUCCUAGUAAAAAUGGCUAUUACAAUGUUUUUGUGAUGGAAAUUAGGAUGCCAGAAGAGCUUGAGCAUUUCCUGAGCAGUUCUGUGGCUGUGAUUAUGCGACCCUGUGUUACCCAAUGUGCCUGCUUUUUUUCAUUCUUAGAGAAAAGCUGAACAUCUGGAUCCAAAACCAUUUUAAUUGAGCGACCAAUAAGUCAAAAUUGACUGGAAUUGUAAAGCUGUAUCGCUUAACGAGAGAUGUUAAGAACAAAUGGUGACACUCACAAAUCACAGUUCGCUGUCAAAAAGACUGAAAUAAACUCUUAGUAUAAAUGUACACAAGGGUGUACUGCAAUUUGAAUAACAGUAUCCACAUCAGUAGUUAAAACACUUUGUUAUACUGGGAGCCACAGUAGAGAAAGUAGUUGUACUAUAACUGACAAUAAGUACAUGUACAUAGAUUGUCAUGCAGAUAGCAAUGCACUUUAUAUCUGAUGUAUUCAUGUUUUAACAACAUUUACUAUUACUCACUAAGUCUGAUCAUUAAAUUGUCUUUUGUAUUUUUAUGUUAAUCAUGCUGUUGCCAUUCUGUUCUUUUUGAUCAUUGAAUGUGUAGCUGCAUUUAACUUUUAAAGCCUGGGUGAUUCAUCUAUUAUACAAAUGUUUAUUUUUGUACUCUUUUAUGCAUUUAUAUAUUAAAUCUAAACAUUUAAAUGAAGGAACUGUACUCUCACAAUUGAGUCAACCAGCCAACAUUUUACUGUAGAACUUGUAUACAGUUGGUCAUUAAAGAAAGGAAAUCUUUAAAAUGUUAUGAUUACUAUUUUAAUAUAUACUUUCCUAUACAUGUUACAAGCAUUUUCCUCAUUAAUAUACACACUUAUACCUACUAAUGCACACACACAGUUAAGUGACUCUUUACAUCUUUAUAGUCAGUGUAAAGCCAGCUUUUCCAGAGCCAACACGCAGCUGCUGUAAUCUUACUGUACUUGCGGGUCAGAGGGUAAAUCUAUAGACUUUGAUGUGUGAACAUGUGUUUAGCUUUACUCACAAGGGCAAAUUAAAGGCAAGGACAAUGA